AUGUUUAAUCCAACUAUUCCUAAAGAAGCUCAGGAUUUCGUUGAAUUUGUCAAUAAUUCACCUUCACCUUUUCAUGCUACCUUUGAAGUCUCCAAGAUCUUGAAGGCUGCUGGCUUUAAAGAAAUUAAGGAGCGUGAUAGUUGGAAUGAUGGUUUAAUCCAACGUCAAGGUAAAUAUUUCUUUACCCGUAAUGGCUCUGCUAUUAUUGCAUUCCAAGUGGGUGGAAAAUACAAUCCUGGUAAUGGGUUUUCUAUUCUUGGUGCUCAUACUGAUUCACCUUGUCUUAAGGUUAAGCCUGUUUCUAAGAAGGAAAAAGCUGGCUAUCUCGAAGUUGGUGUACAAUUAUAUGGUGGUGGUAUUUGGCACACUUGGUUUGAUAGAGAUUUAAGUGUUGCUGGUCGUGUUCUUAUUGAACAAGAAGAUGGUACAUUUAAACAUACUUUAGUUAAAGUAGAUAGACCUAUCUUGCGUAUUCCUACUCUCGCUAUUCACUUGGAUCGUACUGCUAACGAAAACUUUUCAUUCAACAAAGAAACUCAGUUGGCUCCUAUUCUUGCAACUGCUGUCAAAGCUGAAUUAUCUGGUAUCAAGACUACUGAAGGUAUUGAAGCUGAGGAAAGCCAUCAUUCUUUAUUAGUUCGUAUUUUAGCUGAUGAGAUGAAUGUGGAACCAAAUCAAAUCCGUGAUUUUGAAUUAGCAUUGUAUGAUACGCAAAAAUCCGUUAUUGGAGGUGCAUGCAAUGAAUUUAUUUUUUCACCUCGUCUUGAUAAUCUUGAAAUGUCUUAUUGUUCCAUUCGAGCUUUAGUUGAAGCAACUGAUAUUGAAAAUGAUGAAAACAUUCGUAUCGCUGCUCUCUUUGAUAAUGAAGAAGUUGGCUCCAUGACAGCUCAUGGUGCUGAUUCUAAUCUUUUGCCUGUUACCCUUCAACGUUUAGCAAACACCCAUAUUGUGGAUGCUACUAAAGAAGUAUCUUUAACUGCAUUUGAGGAAGCGAUUCAUAAGAGUAUCUUGGUUAGUGCUGAUAUGGCACAUGCUGUUAAUCCUAAUUAUGCUGAUAAACAUGAAGAGAAUCAUCGUCCUCAAAUGCAUAAAGGUACAGUCAUUAAAGUGAAUGCAAAUCAACGUUAUGCUACUACAGCUGUUACAAGCUUAGUUUUGAAGGAGUUGGCUAAAAAGCAUCAAAUUCCAAUUCAGGAAUUUGUUGUGCGUAACGAUUCGUCUUGUGGAUCUACUAUUGGACCUAUGUUAAGUGCUAAACUUGGUCUCCGUACAGUUGAUAUUGGUAAUCCUCAAUUGAGUAUGCAUUCUAUUCGUGAAACAGGUGGCACUGACGAUGUUAAACAUGCUAUUGACCUCUUUAAAGUAUUUUAUCAAGAAUUUGCUGUAUUAGAACAAAAGUUCAUUGUUGAUUAA
Molecule: messenger RNA, 1413 nt
Organism: Cokeromyces recurvatus
Lineage: Eukaryota; Fungi; Mucoromycota; Mucoromycetes; Mucorales; Mucoraceae
Product: peptidase M18
Exons: 12
Coding region: 1-1413 (470 amino acids)
Biological process (GO): proteolysis
Cellular component (GO): fungal-type vacuole
Molecular function (GO): zinc ion binding; aminopeptidase activity
Source: RefSeq, a predicted model, not a curated record